GCUGGAUUGGAACGGACCCAAGAAUACAAAGAAGAAGGAUUAAUCUGAGGAAAGCGAUGCCUACUGCACAUUUCAAACCCCCAGAUUACGACAGGGUGUACAACACGCCGGGCUCGCCACCUUUACCUGCGCCGGAUACGGAAGUUGAGCUACCGCAGAGAAGCUUGAAUGAAGAAGAGGUUGGGUUCCUGGACUUGAACCCCGAUUUAGAGGCGAGACGAACAAAUGAUGCCACUGCACUAUCACCUUCGCCGAGUGCUUCGAGACGACUCUCUGUCACGCAGCAGUCCAAAUUCAUCAACUACGUUGAUGAGCAACUCAUGGAGGUGCGUCGCAAGACCAUAAAGCUACUAGGUAUGAACCAGUACUCCACAGGAGAAAUCAUUGCAGACUACCAACAGCUUUGUGAAUUCAUUCUGCUCUCUUUGAAGGGAGAUGACAUUGACAAGAAGAUCCUCUUUGGACAAGUGGACUAUCUCCUGACAAUUGCAGGUGACAUCACCGACGCCCUCGACAAGCUGAACUUCAAGGGAGUCUCCCAGGAUGUGCUCGAUCUGUUGAAACUACUCGAUACGAAAUUUACAAAACUGUUACCUCUUAUGAAGCAAACUGAAGUCGUUAGACUUGUAUCGUUAGCUGAGAGGACAAGACCAUCCAUAGUGACAGCGUUCGAAAGAGCACAGGUCACAGGGUACCAUGACCAACUGGCCUCUGUAUACGAACAAGUUCUUGAGAAUGUAUAAUGACGCUAAUAAACUAAUUGUGUGCUAUGUAUCAACUCA
Messenger RNA from Williopsis jadinii, 782 nucleotides. It is a transcript of the gene TFB6, whose product is annotated as TFIIH complex subunit TFB6. NCBI's taxonomy places the organism in Eukaryota, Fungi, Ascomycota, Saccharomycetes, Phaffomycetales, Wickerhamomycetaceae. The coding region runs from base 57 to 743 and encodes 228 amino acids. The transcript has a single exon. The record is from RefSeq and is a predicted model, not a curated record. Gene Ontology annotation, cellular component: transcription factor TFIIH holo complex.